CUCCCGGAUCCCCACAAAAAACCCCAAAAAUCCCCAAAAUAACCCCAAAACCGCCCCGGGAUCCCCCAAACCUCUCCCGCCGCCGGCGCUACCUCCGCCUGCGCCGCCAUCUUGCCGACGCACGGCGCGUGACGUCACUUCCGCCUCCUUCUUCCCCCGGCAGAGCCCCGCGGAGCCGCAGCCAUGUCCCUGGUGAUCCCCGAGAAGUUCCAGCACAUUCUGCGGGUGCUCAACACCAACAUCGACGGGCGCCGCAAGAUCGCCUUCGCCAUCACCGCCAUCAAGGGCGUGGGGCGGCGCUACGCGCACGUGGUGCUGCGCAAGGCCGACAUCGACCUGACCAAGCGCGCCGGGGAGCUCACCGAGGACGAGGUGGAGAGGGUGAUCACCAUCAUGCAGAACCCGCGGCAGUACAAGAUCCCUGACUGGUUCCUCAACAGGCAGAAGGACGUCAAGGACGGCAAAUACUCCCAGGUCCUGGCCAACGGGCUGGACAACAAGCUGCGCGAGGACCUCGAGCGCCUCAAGAAGAUCCGCGCGCACCGCGGCCUGCGCCAUUUCUGGGGGUAAAGGGUGCGCGGGCAGCACACCAAGACCACCGGGCGGCGCGGCCGGACCGUGGGCGUCUCCAAGAAAAAUGAGGAGAAAAACGGCAGUUUUGGGCAAUUCGGGAAUUGCGGAAUAAAAGAGAUUUUUGGAGUGAAGGAGUGGAGUUUUUGGGGAAAAAUGGGGAAAAAAUGGGAAAAAAGGAGAAAGAAUGAGAGGGAAACAAGGGGAAAAUGGGAAAAAACUGGGAAAAAGGAGGAGGAGCAAGGAAAAAAUGGGGAAAAUGAAGGGAAAAUUGGGAAAAAUGAGAGGAAAAAAUGGGGAAAAAAGGGGGAAACAAGGAAAAAAUGAGGGAAAAAAGAGGAA
Molecule: messenger RNA, 912 nt
Organism: Passer domesticus (house sparrow)
Lineage: Eukaryota; Metazoa; Chordata; Aves; Passeriformes; Passeridae
Gene: RPS18
Product: ribosomal protein S18
Exons: 6
Biological process (GO): translation
Cellular component (GO): ribosome; cytosol; small ribosomal subunit
Molecular function (GO): RNA binding; structural constituent of ribosome
Source: RefSeq, a predicted model, not a curated record